AUGCUAGUCUCCUUAAAAAAUCGAAUAUAUGAAUUCACAUUCAAAUAGAUCAACAGCAUACAUCCAUUCCUGCAUAAGAUUAUACUGAAGUAAUUGGACCAUCUUCAAUUAGAAUAAUAUUACAAAUAGGUAAAGGUUCAUUUGGGAGAUGUUUAUUUGGUUGAAAAGAGAAUAACUGGUAGACCUAAUCAAGGACCAAAAUUAGCUAUGAAGGUUUUGCCUAAGAACAAAUUCCUUGGAUAAAAUUUAUUAAGAUACGCACUAACCGAAAGAAAUAUUCUGUCUUAUUUGAAUCAUCCAUUCAUUGUUAAACUAAGAUAUGCAUUUCAAACGAAUACUCAUUUAUGUUUACUCAUGGACUUUUGUCCUGGUGGUGAUCUGUCUAAAUUAAUUCAAAGACAGCAAAGAUUGUCAGAAUAAUAAGCCAAAUUGUACUUUGCUGAAAUAUUGACUGCUUUAGAACAUUUACAUUCAAAUGACAUAAUCUACAGAGAUUUGAAACCUGAGAAUAUUGUUAUAGAUUAAUAUGGACAUGCAAUGCUAACAGAUUUUGGAUUAUCGAAAGAAGGGAUACAUGACAAUUAUGGAGCCAAGAGCUUUUGUGGCUCUAUGGCAUAUUUAGCACCAGAAAUGCUUAAAAGAGUAGGCCAUGGUAGAGCUGUCGAUUGGUAUCAUAUGGAAGGGAUCUUAUUAUAUGAAAUGAUUACUGGUCGACCACCAAUAACAUUCAAUUUCCAGAUACAAUUACCAAAGAAUGCAAAUCUAUUAUUUAAUCCUCUAUUGAUCAAAAAUCCUAUGUAGAGAUUAGGUGCCUCAUAAAGAGAUGCCGAUGAAAUUAAGGAUCAUCCAUUUUUAAAACAAAUAAAUUGGAAGGAUUUAUUGAAUAGAAAAUACAAACCACCAAUCCCAGUGAUAAAUGAAGAGAUACUUAAUUAAAAAUUUGAUAUUCCUUUUGAUUUUAUACUUUCUGCAGAUAAAUCUAGUGCAAUAAAUUACAUCAAUGGGUGGUCUUUUGUUAAUAAUGACUUUGUGCAGUUUUGA
Paramecium tetraurelia is the source of this 1041-nucleotide messenger RNA. RefSeq lists its product as uncharacterized. The record is from RefSeq and is a predicted model, not a curated record. NCBI's taxonomy places the organism in Eukaryota, Ciliophora, Oligohymenophorea, Peniculida, Parameciidae. Gene Ontology annotation, biological process: protein phosphorylation. The transcript is spliced from 4 exons. Gene Ontology annotation, molecular function: ATP binding; protein serine/threonine kinase activity.